This is a messenger RNA of Cylicocyclus nassatus, 279 nucleotides long. Lineage: Eukaryota; Metazoa; Nematoda; Chromadorea; Rhabditida; Strongylidae. The record is from the annotation of a GenBank genome assembly.
AGACGAAGAGAGCAGGACGCGGAAAAAUUUGAAAUGAUAAAGAAUCCCCGUCCUGCUAGGGCUCACUUUCGUAGCCGUAAACUCAAAUGGAAGGAUGGUGAUAAAACCGAAGAAACCAUAGAUGAGAGUUUGUGCUCCAAGAUUCUGUAUUCACCAAUGGUUGUCAUUUCGCUGUUCGUUCUUGCACUAUUCAUCCUUUACUACCUGUACAGAAAACUACUGUAUCGUACUAAAGCUUAAUAAAUGCUCUCUAUUGGUAAUAAAAUAAAUGCUGACACG